CAAGAUCCGGUUCGGUUUAUGUUUUAAUUUUAAUUUAAACCGAAACCUUCGCGAUGGGGAUCUCUUCCUCCGUACCUUCCUACUCCGCCUCUUUAUCUAACGCCGCCACCACGGCCUCUCCUCCUCCUCCUCCGUCGCCGCCGUCUCGCGUCAAUGAGAAAUCUAACGGACCUGAUAGGCCUCGAUUCUUCGAUGGAAAGGCGAAGAACAAGUGCUGGUCAAACGCUGACGUCGUCCCCGGUCGACAUCCCGAGAGGUGGCGUAAAGACGCCGCCGGAAACGUCGUCUGCAAAAGAUUCGGAAACUGCGGCGGUUGUCUCUGUUUCGAGUACGAUCACAUUGUUCCUUACUCCAAAGGUGGAGAGUCCACGGCGGAGAAUUGUCAGAUUCUUCAAACUAGAGUGAACAGAUUCAAAGCAGCUCAGGAGAAUGUGGAUGCUGAGACACUUAAGGGUUAUUCAUGUGGCCUGCAGUUCACAGACAAGGAGCUUGAUGUUAUUGAAAUGGCGGUUUACGGAGACGUGUUACGACCUGGAAAAGAAUGUCGCUGCAAAACUGUAGCCGAGCUGCUUGGUCAGUACAAGGCCAAAGAUGGUAAAGCCGCGUGCGAGUUACCGUCAUAAUAAUAAAGUAAUCAACCAUCUCUUUCUAAAGCAUUGAUUCACCUCAUAUGCUCAUCUAAAAUCUUUUACUCAAUUUGGUAACCAUCUGUUUGCGAGAGUAGUGAUGAUGAUUCUAUCCCUUGUAUUUUGUUGUAAGAUUGGAAAUAAUAAUGUUCAGAUUAUACUACUACAUACCUUUAAGACUUUAAGUCAACAAAGAUUGUGGACCACCUACAAUAGGUCGUAUGAUUGGUCAUGGAGACUCUUGAAAUAUCUAGAAAACUGGAAAGGUGCGCAAUUAUGUGAGCUAUUUAAAGCAGUAAGAUGGAUUCGUCAAUUGAUCCCAACGGUUAUGAUCGCCUCUCAAAGAUUAGCCAGCUCCAUCUUAUAAAAGUAACUGAAGCAGAUUUUAACAAGACAGAAGUGUCUACUUGGGGCAGCCACUACUCUUCUCCAUCUCGACGUUGAUAUGGAUCGAGGUGUUAGUGAUCGGCUACAUCGAGCUUGACUCUGAGAAGCGUUUGUACCCUGGUUGGCAAGUUCUUCGACCCGCUUUCUCCAUUAUCAUGUUAUCGUAUAAUGUAACUUCUUCAAGUAUAAACAGAGCUGCUAUGAGACUGAAUCGCGUUUGCCUUUUAAAAUUGGUUUUAGGCUUUUGUUACUUUGGUCUUUUUAACCUGCUUGGCUCAUGACACAAUUGGUUGUCAUCCUCAUAAUUUUGUGCUUUUGCUUUUGAAAUUCAGCUGUAUCUGCACAAGCAAAUAAUGACAGAGUACACAAACCCGCUUAGAAAGAACAUCUCUGAGGCUCACUAUGGCCUAGCUUCAUUGAGAACAUGUAUUCAAACUUGUCUAAAGAUAUAACAAAAUUUCCAUCAUUUUGUGCCUAGGCCGUUUAUUUGUUUUAUUGAUGAUAACACUAUUUUCAUUCUGUUAUCUGUGAUUGAGAGUGGAAAAGCUGAGCUUUGCGUUUGCAUUUGCUCUGCAACGAGUGUAUAAUUUCUAUUCAGCUAUUCUUUCUGUUGUC
Brassica napus (rape) is the source of this 1628-nucleotide messenger RNA. RefSeq lists its product as uncharacterized. The transcript is spliced from 3 exons. Gene Ontology annotation, molecular function: zinc ion binding; endonuclease activity; nucleic acid binding. Lineage: Eukaryota; Viridiplantae; Streptophyta; Magnoliopsida; Brassicales; Brassicaceae. Bases 54 to 623 code for a protein of 189 amino acids. The record is from RefSeq and is a predicted model, not a curated record.